AUGCCAUUAUCACCGAGCUCGAUCCCGGCGACGCCACGAGUCAUCUCCCCAUCGCCCUCUCUGUCCGAUAGAUCGGACGCACGUGAUGGGUAUUUUGCACCGACAACACGGUCAGCGGCGCGCCGACAGCGCCUUUCCGAAGUAGAAGCGAAUGCAGCCGAGCCGGAGUCUACACCCUCAGGUGCGGCGCGACAACGGCGGCCUAAGCGGCGGUCGAAUCCGAAAAUUCCAGCCUCGCCCCCAUCCACCAACGGCAAGGUCUCGAAUGGCUUCCUCUCACCGACAUUACGAAUCCCAGAGGCCUUACAUGACAUUUCGCGAUCGCCAUCACCGCUCGGUAUCAUUCCUCUACACACCCGUUACCGCAGUUUCAUUCACCGCCACGAAAUUCCCCGCAAAGUGCUGCACGUGUCAAUCGGAUUUCUCACGCUCCACCUUUACAGCCGGGGUAUCCAGACGCUGCAGAUCACGCCGGUGCUAUUUACAGUACUGGUGCCCAUCGCACUCACAGAUUUAAUCCGUCACCGCUCUGAGAAAGUCAACAAAUUUUACACACGUUGCUUGGGCGCGCUUAUGCGCGAGACCGAGGUCUCCGGCUACAAUGGCGUGAUUUGGUACCUCCUUGGCGCAUAUGUCGUCCUGAGAUUCUUCCCCAAAGAUGUUGGCGUCAUGGGUGUAUUGCUUCUUAGCUGGUGUGACACGGCCGCAUCCACCUUUGGCCGUCUCUGGGGCCGCUACACGCCCCGUCUCCGACCCGGUAAGAGCCUGGCUGGAACCUUGGCUGCCUGGGCUGUCGGCGUUGUCACAGCCGCGGCUUUCUGGGGCUGGUUCGUGCCUUAUAUCGGCACCUUCCCGAAUGACCCGAAGGAUGCCUUUAUGUUCACAGGUCGCCUGAACCUGCUUCCGGAUUCUGUCCGGGGUCUUUUGGGCUGGACCGGCGAUUCCUCUUCCACCACCAUUACUGGGCCAUUGGCCCUCGGCGUCAUGAGUGUCGUAUCUGGCGUUGUCGCCGCUGGCAGCGAGUUCAUUGAUCUAUGGAACUGGGAUGACAAUCUGACAAUCCCCGUCUUCAGUGGCCUUGGACUUUGGGGAUUCUUGAAGGUCUUUGGUUAA
Penicillium atrosanguineum is the source of this 1113-nucleotide messenger RNA. Its product is annotated as diacylglycerol/polyprenol kinase family protein. The record is from RefSeq and is a predicted model, not a curated record. Bases 1 to 1113 code for a protein of 370 amino acids. Lineage: Eukaryota; Fungi; Ascomycota; Eurotiomycetes; Eurotiales; Aspergillaceae. Gene Ontology annotation, cellular component: endoplasmic reticulum membrane. The transcript has a single exon. Gene Ontology annotation, molecular function: ATP-dependent diacylglycerol kinase activity. Gene Ontology annotation, biological process: phosphatidic acid biosynthetic process.